AUGCUUAGCAGGUUGUGGGAAAGAAAAUCCAAAGUUCUCAAAGCCAAGGGCUCUAGCGAUGAGCCACCAAAGGAAUUGGAGGCUAGGCCCGUCGAGAACACUGAUCCACCACCAAAGGAAUUGGAGGCCAAGAACACUGAUCCACCACCAAAGCAAUUGGACGCCAAAAACACUGAUCCACCAUCAAAGGAAUGGGAGGAUAGGCUCAUCAAAAGCACUGAUCUUACAGUGUCACUGGAUGGGUCGGAGAUCUAUCAAGAGACUCUGGCCAUGGCUGUGGCCAAGGAUCUCAAUGCUUCGUUUCUUUCUCUCUACGGGAAUCUGUUGUCACCUUAUAAGAUAGUUUUAGAGAGGUGCACACGGCUGGUGGUGUACUUUCCUGAUCCGGAAGACUGGUUUCGGAGAGCUGUGGCAAUAACACAGAGGAAAGAGUUCCUUGAGAAACUGCAGGAUAAGCUAGACAUGCUCUCGGGUGGUAUAGUACUCAUUGCAUCGAGGAUUAACGUUGAGAACAAGUCCACCCGACACCCGGAGCACACAGGUUAUUACCUUGAAGACAUUUACAGCUUAUUCGAGAACAAGGACAAGGAUAUGCUUCAAAAGUGGCAAGAUGAGCUUAAGAGUGACUCUGCCAUGUAUAGAUCUAAAACAAACACUAAAAAGAUUGAGGAGGUGCUUGAUCUUUUCAACUGGGAAUGCAAAGGCGUUAAAGAUCUCAAGAUCCCACAUGGGGUUUCUCUCACUGAUAAGGGUCAGAUAACGUACGACGAGUACGAAACAAUGCUUUUGCCGUGUGUGAUUGCUGCUGGCGAGACUGGACUGUCGUUCAGAAAUGUCGGCGGCUUGAAAAAAGUAAAAGCCACACUACAAGAGCUUCUGAUCCUUCCUUUGACAAGGCCAAAGCUAUUUAGCAAAGGAAAUUUACUCAAGUGGUACGGUGAAGCCGAAAAGUUGGCCAAGGCAGUCUUCACACUGGCAGAGAAGCUCGCACCCACGAUUAUCUUUGUGGAUGAAGUGGACAGCAUUUUAGGAGCAAGAGGCGAGCUAAAUGAGGAUGAAACCUCUCGCAGCGUCAAGAACGAGUUCAUGACAGCGUGGGAUGGCCUUCGUACCAAAGAUGACAAGAGAGUUAUGCUUUUGGCAGCCACGAAUAGGCUUGACGAAGCUGUCAUUCGGCGUCUCCCCAGAAGGAUCUUGAUCAGUCUCCCGAAGAGGUCAAGCCGCGUGGAAAUCCUCAAGGUUUUGUUGGAAGGCGAGAAGCUGGACAACAAGUUUGAUUUGGAGGAGCUGGGCCGUUUAACAACGGGAUACUCAGGAAGUGACUUAAAGGUUUGCCCCACGGCGCGCUUUGUUAAUACUCAACUCGAGGCCUGGAACCAGCAAUAUGGUGAAGUUAAGGAGAAAGACAUGGAGAUCGUCAAUGGCGUCUACCAGAAGCGUAAACCAAAGCUUUCAGUGACUUGUAAACCUCUGGUCGUGUUUCUACGUGAUCCAGAAAAUUGGUUUGGUAGAGCAGUGAAAACACCGGAGGUAAGCGAGAAUGUCAAGGACGAGCUCUGCAAAAUGCGUCAGCAGGGCAGGAGAGGCACAGCGCGACUAUGGCAGCCACGAGGGCGACCAGGGCAUGGAAGGCGGCGAGGGUGGGCACAGCACAAAUGGGAUUUAGGCGGUAGGCUCGAGCUCCAGCAGCGGCAGCACAACUGGUGCUCCAAGGUCCUGCAGCAGCACCAGAGUCACCAAGUGGCAGCACCACCAAGCAACGGCACCAAGCAGUGGCAGUAG
Selaginella moellendorffii is the source of this 1782-nucleotide messenger RNA. RefSeq names its product spastin. Gene Ontology annotation, molecular function: ATP binding; ATP hydrolysis activity. NCBI's taxonomy places the organism in Eukaryota, Viridiplantae, Streptophyta, Lycopodiopsida, Selaginellales, Selaginellaceae. Gene Ontology annotation, cellular component: mitochondrial outer membrane. The transcript is spliced from 9 exons. The coding region runs from base 1 to 1782 and encodes 593 amino acids. The record is from RefSeq and is a predicted model, not a curated record.